Messenger RNA from Coprinopsis cinerea okayama7#130, 1830 nucleotides. RefSeq names its product molybdenum cofactor synthesis-step 1 protein isoform 2. Gene Ontology annotation, biological process: Mo-molybdopterin cofactor biosynthetic process. The record is from RefSeq and is a predicted model, not a curated record. The transcript has 8 exons. Gene Ontology annotation, molecular function: GTP 3',8'-cyclase activity; 4 iron, 4 sulfur cluster binding; cyclic pyranopterin monophosphate synthase activity. The coding region runs from base 1 to 1830 and encodes 609 amino acids. Lineage: Eukaryota; Fungi; Basidiomycota; Agaricomycetes; Agaricales; Psathyrellaceae.
AUGGAUCUCUAUUCUUUCUGGAUCUCCUCCCUCACCUUCGGACGUCCCUUGAACUCUGACCCCCAUGUUGCGUGCGACCACGAGACUGAGGUCGACGCCCACAGGAUGGCCUGGCAGUGCCCUCAUCCGUGCAAGCAGCAGUCGCGCUCUAGCAAGAUCGAUACAUUCAACAGGAAACACGACUACCUCCGGAUCUCGUUGACUGAGAGGUGCAACUUGCGAUGCUUCUACUGUAUGCCCAGUGAGGGCGUCGAGCUCUCACCCCCAAGUCAUAUUUUGACAGACGGCGAGAUCAUACGUCUCGCCUCCCUUUUCGUUCGGAAUGGAGUCACCAAAAUCCGACUGACUGGAGGUGAACCGACGAUUCGUAAGGGCAUUGUUGACUUGACCAGACGUUUGCAUGAACUCCAGUCAUAUGGACUCAAGUCCAUUGCAAUGACAAGCAACGGGCUGGUCCUCCAUCGCCAUCUACCCCAAUUGAUUCAGCAUGGUCUGACGCAUCUGAACCUCAGUUUAGACACUUUGGACCCCUUCAAAUUUGAGUUCAUGACGCGCCGACGAGGACAUGAAGCAGUGUUGAAGACGCUGAACAUGGCUUUGGAUAUGGACCUCCCUUCUGUUAAAGUGAACGUAGUUGUGAUCAAGGGUCUUAAUGACUCGGAAGUCCUGGACUUUGUCGAAAUGACCAGGGAUCAGCCUAUCUCGGUCCGUUUCAUUGAAUUCAUGCCAUUUACUGGGAACAAAUGGGACAGAAAAAAGAUGGUUCCCUCGUCCAACCUCUUGGAGACGAUAAAGAGCAAAUAUCCCACCGCGACCCGAGCUCUCGCAGAGCCCAACGAAACCGCCAGGUCCUGGCUCAUUCCUGGGUUCAAAGGCAGCUUCGGGUUCAUCUCCAGUAUGUCCGACCACUUUUGUAGCAGCUGCAAUCGACUGCGUUUGACUUCGGAUGGGCAAAUCAAGGUAUGCCUCUUCGACCCACACGAAGUCUCCCUCCGGGAUGCUAUGCGACAAGGUGCAACGGACGACCAACUACUCGGUAUAAUACAAGGCGCCGUAUCCAACAAGAAAGAGAAACACGCAGGCAUGAACGACAUCGACGUUACUUCCAACAGGCCAAUGAUUCUCAUAGGCAAUGCAUACCACCCAUACCGACCGUCCAAACUCCACCGAAACCAACGGAACUCGAAGCGCGUACCGGUUUCCUCGCACCGACACUAUGGCACCUCGACACGGCUCACCCAUCUUGAUGACUCGGGGCGAGCCAACAUGGUCGAUGUCGGCGAUAAAUCUCCAACCAAGCGCAGCGCAACUGCCACCGGCCGCAUUUACAUUACCCCACUUGCUUACCGGCUCGUGACUCAAGGAUACCCACAGGGUAGUGAAGGACCGGCACGUUCUGAACUCGACGUCGAGGAGCACAAGGCCAUGUCUAAAGCGAGUCGCAAAGGCGACGUCUUGACAGUCGCUCAAUUGGCAGCGAUCAUGGGCGCGAAACAGACGGCCAACCUGAUUCCUUUGUGCCACCCCCUUUCUUUAUCCAAUGUCAAGGUGGCCUUGACGCCUCGUGUGGUGGAGGAAGAACAAGAUGUUGGACGUGAUGGUGGUGGAGAGGUGCGCUGCACUCGGAGGCGGUACAUGAUUGAAUGUUCAGCCACUGUCGCUUGUGAAGGGAAAACCGGGGUGGAAAUGGAGGCUCUGACGGCGGUUUCGGUGGGGUUAUUGACCGUCUGGGAUAUGUUGAAAGCUGUUGCUGGCAAAGAGAUGGAGAUCGGGGAAAUCAAGGUCACCAGGAAGACAGGAAGUCAGAGCGGAGAAUUCGAAAGGCAAUGA